This is a messenger RNA of Bicyclus anynana (squinting bush brown), 2783 nucleotides long. Its product is annotated as aldo-keto reductase AKR2E4-like. Lineage: Eukaryota; Metazoa; Arthropoda; Insecta; Lepidoptera; Nymphalidae. The transcript is spliced from 7 exons. The record is from RefSeq and is a predicted model, not a curated record. Gene Ontology annotation, cellular component: cytosol. Gene Ontology annotation, molecular function: aldose reductase (NADPH) activity. Bases 120 to 1121 code for a protein of 333 amino acids.
UUAAGGUUUUGUGUAAUAAUUAUGCUAUAAAAUAAAAAGCUUUAGGUUUAAAAUGCAGUUUGAAUUUUGCUAUUAAAGAAGAAUUUGUAUUUCAUUCCUUGCUUAAAAAGUUAUAAAUAAUGUUAAUUAUUUUGUUAAAUAUAUUUACAUUGUGGAUAUUGCCGGUUCUAACGUCUGUUCCAAAUUUACAAUUAAAUGAUGGAAAUGCAAUACCUAUGAUAGCUCUUGGUACAAUUAUGCCGAAUGACCAACGAGAGUCACUAACCCAAACAGUAAUCACAGCUAUAAAAACUGGCUACAGACAUAUCAAUACCGCAGCUUACUACCGCAGUGAAGAAUAUAUAGGCCAGGGAAUUGCUGAUGCUGUACAAAAGGGAUAUGCUACUAGAGAAGAGCUGUUUAUAACCACUAAACUAGACCUACGUGUGGUUAAGGGCGAUGAAGUUUUAGAAGCCUUCAAAGCAUCGCUUAGUCGUCUUAAGUUAAACUACGUUGACCUGUUUCUGAUCCAUUGCCCUUUAAAUGCGCUUAACUAUACAGUUGCAUAUGACGUAGUGGACGUCUGGAAGGGCAUGGAGGAAGUCAAGAAGGUCGGCUUGGCCAAGUCUAUUGGCGUAUCAAACUUCGAUAGUACCCAAAUAAAUCGCCUUCUAACAUUUAAUGAAAUACGACCUGCGGUUAAUGAAAUUGAGAUUAAUCCAACAUUCACUAACCUGGAUUUAGUAGCAUAUUGUCAAAGCCUGAACAUACCAGUGUCAGCAUAUGCGCCAUUCGGCUUCUUUGUACCCCGACCUUUCAGACCGGAUGUAGACCCAAAACCACCUCCAACACCUGACAACACUUUGAUGAAGGAACUAGCUGAGAAAUACAGCAAGAGCACUGCACAGAUAACUCUACGUUAUUUGAUUGAUCGUGGUUUAAUUAUAAAUCCAAAAUCAGUAAUACAGUCUCAUUUGCAAGAAAAUAUAAACAUUUUUGACUUCAACCUUAACGAACAGGAAAUAAGGCUUAUCAAUGACUUCAAUCGAAAUGAAAAAGUGUACUUCUUAAAAAUAAAACAACUAAACGCUAUGUCUGAAUAUAUAUUUAAUGUAGAUUUUAAAACAUCUUUAAAUAAUUAAUCAAUAAUGAUUUAAUAUUGUAGCAAUUGUUGCUACCGUGGAAAUAAAGCUUUAUUAAUAAUAAUAAAGGAUAAGGAUAUAAAACAGUAAACUGGAAAUAGUAUAUUUUUAAAUAUAUCUUUUUCCCCAAUUUCUAGAUUAAAUAGAAUAGAAUAUAUUAUUUUUUAUUAAGUAAUAAAAUUAAAUAAACCAACAGAAUAUGCAAAAAUCUGGUUGAAUAUGAUGAAUACAUAAAAGAUUCCGACGAAUUCAUAACCUCCUCCUUUUUUUGAAGUCGAUUAAAAAAUAAGAUUGGUGAAAGACAAACAUGAAAAUUGUUUGGUAAAUAUAUUUUCAUUAAUUAACAUUGCAAAAUGUUAUACUAUUAUUUAUAUAAGUAGGUAAUUUCCAUGUAACUGAUGAAAACCAUUUUACUAGCAUAAAUUGGUAUUUUAUUGCACGCUCAAUGAUGUGGCACAAAAUAUAUUGUUGGUAAUUAUACAAUUGCAUUUAAUAUGCAAUUGUGGCUAUUUAAUUUUUAUUUUUAUUAGACAUAAUAUGUACAUUUAGUUAAAUUAAAUGGAUGUAUGUUUAUUAAUAAAAUAUAAAUGUGUUGUACAUUAUUAACGGCAAUUUUGUAAGAGUCCGAUAUUAGAAAAAAGAAGAAAAAGAAGAAGACAGAAAGAAAAUAAAUUUAUUAAUUUUUAGUGUCACAAACAGUACAUCCUAUCUAAAAUAUUAUAUGACUGUCUGUGACACCAAACAGAAAGGGCCUUAACCAGCAUUGGCCGUUCAUCGCAGAAAAGCAAUACCCAGCGCUGAUUUUCAGCUGAGACCCGGGUGACGUCACAGUCAGUUAUAAUUACCUACUAGGUAAUCAAAAUACUUUCACAACCACAAAACGUCAAAUCAAAUUGAGUUUUUUUGAGUUUUGACAUUGAGUCAAAAGCAUUGACUCAAUCUUAAGCGUUAAGUAGUAGACGUGUGGUCUGACAGACGUCUUGAUUGUUAAUUUAAGAAAGUGACAUGAGUCAGCGAUGACCAUUUCUCCCGCUCUCCUCUGUACCCCUCGGGCUGACGCCUGGAAAUUUUUAGGAUAGUGAGUGUAUCGGCGCGUGCGAUUUCGGCGAGUUUUGAUUUUUAUAAGAUCCUGAGUGGUCUGUCAGACCACACGUCGGUAGGUACAUAUGUAACUUUUUUUGGACACGACUUUAUCAGAUUGUAACAUCUCAGUUUUCAUUCAGUUAUAUUAAUGGAUUAUCUAGGUACUUCGGACAUAAAUCGUAAAUAAAAGUGGUUCUUCAAACAAGAAAAAAAACAAAAAUUCCCUCAAAAUGAAGACCGAAAUGUCGUUGAAAUUUGCUCAUAGUCUUUAUCUCAAUGAGAGCUCAGGGUCCAAAUGUGAGGACCCAAAUUUUGUUACCAUUAAAAGUGACCAUAAUUAGGCAUCAGAACAGAAAGGGUUCGAGAAGAAAGAAAUAGAAUCCAAUGAGAUCAAUGUUAGAGGUCUAACAUUAUUAAUGACUAAAAAGUGGGUUAAGAAAAUCUUUAAUCUCUAGGGAAUAAUAAUUGUUAACCUUUAGGUAUAUAUAUACGAGUAUAUUUAUUGCGUAAUUGUAUGUUUAGCGUACUACACUAAUGAACAUUGAAACUAAGCUUGUUAUUAAAGAUAAAUCUUACUGA